CUAACAUAUAGGUGUGCCGAAUCUCUCUUCAGCAUAUUGCGGCUGCUUUGGGUACAUAAAGAGUGAAACUUAUGGACGUAUUAACUUAACUGCCAUAAGACAGCAGCUCAAACACAGAGAGCAGAUAAAGUAAAGGCGUGACUGACAAGGACGUUUUUCCAGAUGAAGAGAUGAGUGCUGAAAUCGGCACCAUCCCCACUUUACAAUUGUAUUUGGAUUCCUUUUGGUCAUCCAGCAGCGUAGGAUCACACAAAUCUGACGCAAACACCAACGCAUGGGUAACAGCACCUGCGUCUCUGUACAAGCCUCCCGUUUUCUGUGACGCUAGAAUGGACCCGGCUCAGCCCAGCCCGACUCAAGAUGAAUCCUCAGAACUGGGCUCUGACUUUCAGACUCAGCUCGACCUGUUCCUCAAGCUGGGGUUUUCUCAGACGCAGGUCCGCGCCGCUUUCCUGAAACUCGGCCUCAGCGCAGACACCAACAGGGUUCUGGGCGAGCUGAUACAGGCUGCUGGGGAAUCUGAAGAUAGAGAGGAAUCUACAGCCUCCCCGGUGCUGGUUCCACGUGGGGACGGGUCCAGUAAGACCCAAAAUCAAAGUGCUCCGGCAGUGUCAAGUACUCCAGAAGAGCUGGUAGAGGAUGAGGACGCACUCAGACCUAUAGUCAUUGAUGGGUCUAAUGUAGCCAUGAGCCACGGGAACAAGGAAGUUUUUUCCUGUCUGGGAAUUCUGCUGGCAGUGAACUUUUUCCUGGAGCGGGGUCACGUUGACAUCACAGUGUUUGUGCCUUCCUGGAGAAAAGAACAGCCGCGACCUGAUGUACCCAUCACAGAUCAGCACAUUCUGCGGGAAUUAGAACGGAGGAAGCUCUUGGUGUUCACACCAUCCAGAAGGGUGGCCGGAAAACGAGUGGUUUGCUAUGAUGACCGUUUCAUCGUGAAGCUGGCCUACGAAUCCGACGGCAUCAUUGUGUCCAAUGACACCUACCGAGAUCUGCAAGGAGAGCGCCCUGAGUGGAAGCGUUUUAUAGAGGAGAGGCUUCUGAUGUACUCGUUUGUCAAUGACAAGUUUAUGCCUCCAGAUGACCCUUUGGGAAGACAUGGACCCACCCUCGACAACUUCCUGAGAAAGAACCCACGUGUACCCAAGAAACAGCCCUGCCCUUAUGGAAAGAAGUGCACUUACGGAUUCAAGUGCAAGUUCAAUCAUCCGGAGCGAACCAAGCAAUCCCAACGUGCCCUGGCCGACGAGCUUCGGGAGAAAGCCAAAAUUUCGUCCCCACCGCACAAACCUCAGCCGCUUUCCAGUCAAAAUCCGUCUCUGGAGGAAGUUAUGGAACAGAAACUGUCCCUCGACGUGUGCGAAUCUUCCAAGAAGAGUUACGCCAGUGAAAAUGUCCUUGUCAUUAAAGGAGCCCCCCAGCUAACGCAAAGGAAGUUUCCUUCGAAAAAAGAACGUCGGCAUUCGCCAACAAGCCUAGAUACUUUUACCAACGGAUCUCAAGAGUGUAUGGAUUCUGGCUUGGGUUCCUACGAAUGCCAUUCUCAUGAAGCCCCUCAUUGUGAACGGAAGUCCAAACCAUCCAGCGGUGGGCGGCAUCUCUACGUUCUGGCCAAUAGCCAACCCUGCAGUUGCUGUUCCUACCAAUCCCUGAGAGCCGGAGGAGCCGGUCAGCACCACAGCAGCUCACCAAACCCGGCUUACGGUCAACCCCGCUAUCACUCCUACGGCGGAGGUCCAAUUUACCCUCCCGCCAACAUGUCCCAGUAUUCAUUCCCACACAGCAGAGGGCCUCCUCCCCACCAGGGCUACUGGUCCGACCAUUAUAGUGGCUAUCCUCCGGCAUCCCACAAUGGCAUGCAGCCGGAGAGAGGGCAUGGACACUGGUCCCCUUCCAAUCACAGUCCUCAGUGGUCCGAACGGGAGCAAGUGAGGAAGAAAUUACUCGCAAUUUUCAAUGCACGUUUGGUGGACAGGGCCAUGGACAUGUUCCCAUAUCUCCUCGACCCACAAAGACUUGCAGCAGAGAUUUUGACCCUUCAGUCUCAGGAUGGGGCUUUAUGAUUUUUGUUGAAAGACUAGAUAAGACAAAGAUUCAGACACCAAGAUCUCAACCUCAACCACAAGCGAUUUCAUCCGAGUCGUGUAAUGCAGUGUAGCUCCAUCUCAUUGGUUAAAAAUCCUUAAUAUUUACUAAAAAAAAAUUGUCAGGACUUGUUUUGAAAUAAAUAAUUAUUUUAAUGUCCGCACAGCUUAAACGUACUGUACAAUGAUACUUUAAUAGAUAUUUUAUCUUUCUCAUGAAAUGGACUCAAUUCAAGCCGAUUUAUUUCUGUUGUAUUUUUAAUAUUAUUUGACGUUUAACUAUGGUAAUUCACUAUUAGUUGUAUUAAAAGGGUUUUUUACCCUUUAGCUAUGGUUCUCAGUAUCAGCCUUGAUAUUAUUUUCACAAAAGAUGAAAUUUUAUUUAAUGAUGGCAUGAGUUUGUGUGUGUGUGUGUGUUUGAAGUGUUAUUGUUUAUGGACUGCACUACCAUAUGGUUGAACGUGUUGGCACCAUGUGCCGUAUCUGACGCUUGUUAAGCAGAACUACCAGAGAGGUAGAAGAGUACGCACCCUUUGGUGUAUUUUCCCAUUUGAAUAAGUGCCAAAGCAUGCAAUCAAGUUCUCAAAGGUAAAUGAAAUAAGACUGUCAUGGAGCUUUUGGUGCCUCUGUUUGUAUUUGAACUGUUUA
Molecule: messenger RNA, 2732 nt
Organism: Pimephales promelas (fathead minnow)
Lineage: Eukaryota; Metazoa; Chordata; Actinopteri; Cypriniformes; Leuciscidae
Gene: zc3h12ab
Product: zinc finger CCCH-type containing 12Ab
Biological process (GO): 3'-UTR-mediated mRNA destabilization
Cellular component (GO): nucleus; cytoplasmic ribonucleoprotein granule
Molecular function (GO): metal ion binding; RNA endonuclease activity; mRNA binding
Source: RefSeq, a predicted model, not a curated record